Messenger RNA from Neohortaea acidophila, 674 nucleotides. RefSeq lists its product as uncharacterized. The record is from RefSeq and is a predicted model, not a curated record. The transcript has a single exon. The coding region runs from base 243 to 674 and encodes 143 amino acids. NCBI's taxonomy places the organism in Eukaryota, Fungi, Ascomycota, Dothideomycetes, Mycosphaerellales, Teratosphaeriaceae.
CGCAGAUCCAGGGUUUAUUAUGUCCUGUUGCUGCUCAAUUCGCUUUUAUCCACCACGCUAAGCUUCAGCUGUUGCCCACCUGGAAACUUUCCGCCGUCCCAAACUUUCCUCUCACCUGCGAUGCCAUCUCAGGGUUCACUUCAUCCGUACAGGGGGACGAAUCUGCGACCAGGAAAGAACGUCACGGCAUAACGAAUCCAUCAUCCAUUCACCAAGGCCCGCACUCUAAGCGACAAGCCACAAUGGAAGACCUGACCCACGCGAUCAACUCCCUCGUCCAAUCCCCCACCACAAUCUACUACCUCAUCGACACCGCCGUCAUCCUCUUCAUCUCCUCCGCCGCAACGCGCGGCAACUUCUCCAAAGCGCACGCCCGCUUCCUCACCUUCGGACUCCCCUGGCUGCUAGCCCGCGUGGUGCUCCUCUUGAACGGCUAUCUACGCGACGCGGCUCAAUGGGGCGUGCCCAAGUUGCUGGAGCAUCCUGCCGCGCAUCGGGUGCUGGUGGAGCAGUUGGGGUUGGAUGCGGACUACUGGGUGCAGGCGCUGCCGACGGGGGUGCAAGUCUUCGUUGCGGCGGUUUUGGCGUUUAAUGCGAGGUGGAUUGGGGAGGUUGUUGGGGGGAGGAUUGUGCGGGGGGAAGGGGCGCGGGAGCAGAGGCAGAGUCGGAGUUAG